GCUCGUAGGCUCAGUCAGGAGGAGGACGAGUGUCCGAUGUGUCUCCACAGACCUGAAGCUCUCUCCUCCAGCACCACCUCUUCCACACACCCGCGGACAGGCGCCCCUCUCCCGGACGGGCGCUGGGGGCGGGCCGCUGGUCAGCAUGGAGCGCGCCGCGGACGCGCAGAGCCUGAUCUCCAUGUCUCUGCUGAAGAUCCAGAACUCGCGCACGCAGAGAGGAGGCAUCAAGCUGCACCGGAACCUGCUGGUGUCCUACGUGCUGCGCAACGCGCGGCAGCUCUACAUCAAGGAGAAGUACGCGGAGCUGUACCGGAUGCAGCAGUACGAGGAGGUGAUGACGGUCUGCAACGAGAUCCAGGAGCUCGACCCGCUGGACGUGGACUCGGAGGACGCGCACGGAGAGGAGCAGGCGCGAGGCUGCGGCGAGGACACGAAUCCGUGCGAGGCGGCGCGCCACCGAGGCGCGGCGCACGUCCGGGCAGCGAGCUCCCUCCUCGGCUGCUGUCCUUUCCAAGACGGCGGCAAAGAACCGGAGCCGUCGGACUUCCGCAGCUGCUGCAUGGAGGCUUCCCCCGGGGCUACCUUCGGCCAGUUCUCCGCGGACAACAACCGGCACUGCAACAAAACCACGGUGCUGGACCUGGACACGCAUGUGGUGACCACCGUGGAGAACGGGUUCCUGCACCAGGACUGCUGCUGUGACGCGCUCCAGUGCGCUCAGGGCGCACAGGCUCCGGCCAGGAAGAGGAAGGUGGAGUCCGGCUGCUGCGCCUCGGACCUGGAGGAGCUGAGCGACUUCACUGCGGCGCGUAAAAGAGCCAAGCGCGAGGUCUGUUCCUUCUCCAGCGCGGACUACACGGACACUUCCAACAUCUCCAACCUCAUCUCCAUCUUCGGGUCGGGGUUUUCUGGGCUGCUGAGCCGGCAGGCGGACCUGGAGCAGAUCUGUAGCAAACAGGCCUUGGCCAGUCUGGGCGCAUGGACCCGGGCCAUAGUAGCUUUUUAACUCCAACACCUUAUUCUGACGAGAGACAGACAGAGAGACAGAGAGACAGAGAGAGAGACAGACAGACUGGAAUCAGCUGCGUUUACACUGAAUCAGUGAAUCAAACCAUCAUCUCAGAUCUGGUUUGAAAACAUCAGGUCAUAAUCCUGAAAGUUAACAAAGAACAAACAGGUUUUUACAACUUUCAGCAAAUGUUCUGUGGAGAUUAGUUAUUUUGAGAAUGAGCUCACAUGAACUGAUGAAUGUUCUCGACAGGAUUUUGUUAAAGCAACAGAAUAUAUUUCGUUUCUGUGAUGUGAAGAAAUGUUCUUUCAACUGUUCCUGCAUCAAACCACAACUUUCCUGGAAGGUUGGUGGAACUUUACACUUUCAUCAAAAUCAGAAAUCUGAGUAAAUCAUCCAGUUUGAAAACAAGAAUCAGGUUUUGUACUAAAACUGAAGUGUAAAGAAAAUGUAAGAAGAUUAAAGUCAUUGUUGAACAUUUUCAAUGUUCUUCAUUGUGAAUUUUAAACAUUGAGCUGAAGUUUCAAAUAUUUCUCUGGUUCAUCUUCUGAUCGUUCACGUUAAACCCAGAAUCUCACCUGGAGUCUCAGUUUGGUGAUUGGUUGGUUUCUGAGCGAUGACAUCACUCACCCUCUCCUCUGAUUGGAGGAAAUGUACAGCUGGCUCGGUCUCCUUCAGAAUGAGACAAAUAGAUCAACUUUAUUUUUGCAAGAAAAGAUACAAACUAUUUAAAAUGUUUAAUGUGGAGAGUUUGUGCCGUAUUGUACCAGACUUCCUGUUUGUUUGACAGGAACUUGAAUCUGAUGCUCAUGUCACAAGUGAACCACGUGACGUUCACUUCCUGAACACCUGAGGUACAUGAUGGACGCCACCAGCUCGCCUCAGUGAACCUUUAACAUCGUCCUCUCUUAAUCGUGGCUGUUGCUCAGAGCGACGCAUCCAUCAUGACACCAACACGUUUGAACUUUUGGUUUCAUAUAAAGGAAGUUGGAUCCUUUUGUUUUAAAAAGGCAAACAUGUGACUCCAUUAGCUUUAUGAGCCCACUCAGCCAUUCUCCACUUAUCCUCCUCUUAUUCUUCUAUUUUUUUAUUGGUAUUUUGUGUGUUUGAUAAAUUGUAGCUCUCCGGUUAAAACUGUUGCAGAAAAUAUUUGUAAAAAAUUUAUAAUCUUAAUAAAAAAAGAAAAAUUUAAAC
This is a messenger RNA of Paralichthys olivaceus (Japanese flounder), 2206 nucleotides long. RefSeq names its product immediate early response 5-like (gene ier5l). NCBI's taxonomy places the organism in Eukaryota, Metazoa, Chordata, Actinopteri, Pleuronectiformes, Paralichthyidae. The record is from RefSeq and is a predicted model, not a curated record.